Molecule: messenger RNA, 1007 nt
Organism: Penaeus monodon (black tiger shrimp)
Lineage: Eukaryota; Metazoa; Arthropoda; Malacostraca; Decapoda; Penaeidae
Product: pro-corazonin-like
Exons: 4
Coding region: 124-456 (110 amino acids)
Biological process (GO): positive regulation of heart contraction
Molecular function (GO): corazonin receptor binding
Source: RefSeq, a predicted model, not a curated record
GGGGUUUCGAGAGCUAGAGCAGGAUAUAUAAGGGCGUGGUGGAGGUUCCUUUCCGUCACUUGAGCUUCAGGAGCCGUCCUUUCGACCUUAGCCAGCGGUGUGAUAGGUCAAUCCUUCUGCAACAUGGCAAGAUCCUUCAGGCAGCAGACACUGACUGUGAUGGCGGUCGCCCUUUGCCUCAGCCUGGCUACAGCGCAGACCUUCGAAUACAGUAGAGGAUGGACGAACGGUCGAAAGCGCUCAGAAGGAAGUCUCAGCGUCGUGAGGGGCCCUGCAAGCUCCCCCAUCCUCGGUCUCCUUUCGUCUCAGGCCCUCCAAAUGCCCGGCAAGUAUUCCUACGGCUUUCAGAGCGUGAGAAGCCGAUUCAAUGCCCUGGAGAACAGUCUCGUCGACGCCUUCAGGAGAAACGGUGACCUCUUCGUGGGCGGGGACGCUCCGACCUUCGCUGAGAAUUAACUCCCGGUGAUCUUUCGAGUCUUUGAUGGUGUGAUUUAGUUUAUAUAAACACAUUCAGAUACAUAUAUAUAUACAGCAUAUGUCUAUACAUAUUUAUGUAUGCAUACAUAUAUACAUAGAUACAUAGUUACAUAUAAAUAGAUAGAUAAAUACAGAAGUACGUACAUAUAUAGUUACAUAGAGUUACAUACAUACAUAAAUACAUAAUUACACGCAUAUAUACAUGCAUACAUACAUACAUAUAUACAUCCGCUUUUCUUCUGUCUUUGAUCUUAGAGUUUGAAAAGACUUCUAGAUUCUCUGUAUUAAUGAGAAUAGGAAAAUGUGGAGUAUUUUGUUCAAAGCAAAAUGCAAGCUUUAGUUCAACAUGAACUAAAAGAGAGAGAGAGAGAGAGAAAAAAAAAAAAAAAAAACAGAGAUUCUGAAACACCUGCGUUAGCCUCAAAUACAAGUACUUGAUUAAACUUUUCUUGUAUUAUUCAUAAGCCUUUUUAAGUCUUUUCAUAAUCCAUACUAUGUUUCUAAAAACGAAUGAAGUUUUAUAUCUUAUU